This is a messenger RNA of Leguminivora glycinivorella, 1017 nucleotides long. RefSeq lists its product as uncharacterized. NCBI's taxonomy places the organism in Eukaryota, Metazoa, Arthropoda, Insecta, Lepidoptera, Tortricidae. Bases 1 to 1017 code for a protein of 338 amino acids. The record is from RefSeq and is a predicted model, not a curated record. The transcript has 2 exons.
AUGUCACUCAGGGAUUGGAGUUCUAACUCCGAAGAAUUCAUGAAGAUGGUCCCUGAUACAUGUAAAGAAAACAAGAUAAAAGUACUUGGCUUAGAGUGGGACAUAAAAAAGGACACCCUCCAGCUGAAGCCCAACCUCCAAGAGGAAGCAGUCACAAAAAGAGGAAUACUGAAGACUAUCGCAUCAAUUUAUGACCCGUGCGGUUACGCGGCACCUCAUACAUUAUCAGCUAAACUUUUUCUGCAAGGACUUUGGAAGGCCGGAGUAUCUUGGGACUCACCAUUAUCAAGCGAGCUAACAGAAGAGUGGAACAUCAUCCGACAGAACCUAGAAGUCAUAGGAAAGGUAUCGGUGGAUAGAUGUUACAUGAAGACACCAACGGAAGCGAAUUACCAACUGCACUGCUUCACAGAUGCUUCACUACAAGCCUACGCAGCAUCGGUGUUUCUAGUCUGUGGCUCGAAGAAAAGCUUUAUCAUGGGUAAAUCCCGUCUGAUACCAACCAAGGAUCAAGAUAACCUCAAGAUACCCCGUCUAGAACUUCUGGGAGUACUGAUAGGCUGUAGACUGAUGAAGUUCGUCCUUAAGUUUCUGCAACAGAAAAUAGUAAGACAAGUCUUAUGGACCGAUAGUCAGAUUGUCAUCGAAUGGUGUAAGUCUAACAAACUACUUCCUCCCUUCGUUGCCAGACGAGUAGAAGAAAUCAAGACAAACAAAGACCUGGAGAUAAGAUAUCUACCAUCAAGCUUGAACCCAGCAGAUGUAGGCACAAGACCCCUUCGUGCAGAGGAGGAUAAGGAGAAAUGGCUGAAUGGUCCGCAGUUUAUAACAGAAGAUCCACAGAAAUGGCCAACCACAUCCGGCAGUGAGCCAACCAGUUCUCUUCUGACAGGGGAGGGUCUUGGGUUCCAAGAAGACAUAGAGAUGGUCGAUAAAGAAGAUCCAGUUGUUAAUGUCAACCCGAUGAAAACGGAGGAAAUUAUAACACCAAAUGAAACUACCUGGGACCACUUCUAG